Pocillopora meandrina is the source of this 2740-nucleotide messenger RNA. The record is from the annotation of a GenBank genome assembly. Lineage: Eukaryota; Metazoa; Cnidaria; Anthozoa; Scleractinia; Pocilloporidae.
CUUCAAGUUAUGGGCUUUUUCUUAUUGAGGUACUUUUCGUAGAACGCCUUGUCAAAACGUUGUUUGAAGUUGUAUCAGCCAUAUUUGUUUCCACGAUGGCAAAUGCGGCUGGGAAAAAUGAUAAUUUCAGAAGAACAUGGGACAGAGAUGAGUACGAAAAGAAAGCUAAAGAGCGAGAACAAGAAUUAGAGGACGACGAAGAUGAAUUGAGUUCAAAGGAGAGACCAUCCGUUCCAGUGAAAAGGGAGCUAUUGAAAAGAAGAGAAUAUGAUGUCGAUCUCGAAGCAAACCUCGGGAAAUCAGUGGUUAUAACCAAAACGACACCACUCUCCCAUACUGGAGGGUAUUACUGUAACGUGUGUGACUGUGUAGUAAAAGAUUCAGUGAACUUUUUGGAUCAUAUUAAUGGAAAAAAACAUCAGCGAAAUUUGGGUAUGUCUAUGAAAGUGGAGAGGUCUUCUCUGGACCAAGUGAAGCGACGGUUCGAGGUGAACAAGAGGAAAAGAGAAGAAGAAAAGCAGAAGAAAGAUAAAGAAUAUGAUUUGGAAGAGAGGAUGGCUGUUUUGCGUGAAGAGGUAAAUUAAAGUAAAAUCAAUCCUAGUUCUCCUGAAAUUGUCGCUGAGAUCUCAAGGAAUAUAAUAAUUAAACAAGGAGUAGGAGAAAGGGAAGAUUAAAAAAAAUAUGAGUCAUCACACGUGAAAAUUUUAUAAUUAAAACCCAGCCUGUCCCAGUUUAGGUGUUAGGUAAGUAAUUUUGAAAGGAUCUUGUGUAGAGAUAAAGUAAAAGAUCUUUCAAUCUCUAUGGCAAAGAAUUAUCAUUUGCAUUGAUAUUAAGGUGAGUGAUAGAAAAAAUUCUGAAUCUACUGUUAGGAUGGUCCCAUAUUGUGUCUUUUGUUUAUUGUCUCAUCUAUCUCUUUUUUUCAAAGUUACUUAACAUUGUACAAUCUACAAGACAAGAUACUUGUGACAGUGCUUAUUUCCUCUAUAUGCAGGUUGCCUCACACAUGUGUACAUGUGUAUGUACCUUGUAUCAGGCUUAACUCAAAGUAGUGUUCUCUGUGGCUCAAUUAAGGCUGGUUUUCUCCUAUAAUGAAGUCAGAGUUGGAGUUUUUUUCAGAAGUGCAGAGGGAAAUGAUUUAAUAAAAGUCAAGCUGACAGCAUCAGAAGAUAAAUUGUGAUGCUACUUAUAGUGUAGUCACCUACCAUUCAGUGAAAACUGGAUUGUUGAAGUCUUAAACCAUCAAAUGGCCAAAGAAAUGGUGUUGUGAUUGAUUGUUUCUUCCACUUCUGCUUACGACUCCAACAAUCUAGUCUUCACUGGAACCUAGGCAUGGGAGUCAUGGGUGGAAUUUGAAGAAAAUGAAACAGUACUGGUUCCUUUGGCUCUGAUUCCAUUGAGCUUAGCUUAUGAUUCUUCUUACGACUCAUUUUCUUCUCACAACUUAUUUUCACUUGGUUGGAGGCCCACCUAUGGCUCCAACUCCAUCAACAGUUAAAAACAGCCUUAAAUGACGCCCCCAUUUGUGAAAUGAGGAGGUGUGAAGAUGAAUCCUGGUCAAGGUUGCAGAUUUUUCUUUGUCCCUUAUAUAGUUACCACUGCUUUCUAUGGUAUCAAAUUUGAAGAAUUUUUUUUUCAGGAAGAACUUCGGAAACAACAGAGAAAGGUUGCCCGCAGAGAGAAGAAACAAAGGACAGGAACAGUGGAUGAUGGAGAAAUUGAUCCUAAUCUGGCAGCCACCAUGGGUUUUGCAGGCUUUGGGUCAAGCAAGAAAUGAUAUUAUUAACUUGUUACAGUUUUAUUAAGUUUAGUCUUUUUUCAGUAAAAUAGUGAGUGGAAGAAGCUAGUCAGUAUAGAAAAUGUGGGUAAGAUUCUGAGGAAAAAAAGAAUCCUUUUUCUUACUAUUUGAAAGAUUGUCCCAGUCCCAACAAAAUGAAAUCUUAAUUCAACUUAAAAUCUAUUUGCAAAGAAACCAAAGACAGUGGACACAAAUUGUUGUUUGAUUGGAAUUUUUUUAUAACAUAUAGUUGCCAGAAAUGAGUCAUUGUUCUUGUUUCCUCAAAGCAAUCAUUUUAUCAACUUGCUCAGACCUGAAAAUUGAAUGAUAACUAGGUCCAUUAAGGUCUUGUGUCUUUGCAAUAAUUAGGUAAUUAGGUUUAUUUGGUGUGCUUCACCUGAUUUUCAUAUGUUGUUACUGUAAAUAGUUUCCAUGGUUUCAGUUUCACCAAACUCAAGUUCUCAUUUCAAUUUAUUACUGUAAGCUAAUUUUCAUGUGUUAGAACCCACAAUGGUAGGGGAAUUUCUUCUUUUCUACUUGCUCUGCCAUAUGAAACUCUUUAGCCAUACUAUGUUUAAAUAGCCAUGAUUAUAUUCCUGCUGUUAGAGAUAAAAUCAAAAUACUGAACUUGUGGAAAUUAAAUCAUUUUUUUAAAACAGAAACAGUAUUUUUCUAGGGAAGGGGCGAUUUGCCUUAUGUUUUCAGGAAAAGACCUUUGUGCUUAGAUUUUCUGUAUUGCAAGGAACCAGUAGGUGCAACUGCUUUUCUUUGCUGUUGCAAAUGUGUUUUGUUUUACCUAGUUAGGACCCUGUUUACAUGGUAAAUGAACAAAGAUUCCCAAUAUGUGUGUAUUAAACUUACAGUCACCUGUUCCAUUGUGAAGAGAAAACAUGAUAACUAGUCAUAAAGAUGGCAACUCUUAUAAAUAAUAAAGCCCACCUGAAAUAAAUGAAUGCCAAUGUUCAC